Molecule: messenger RNA, 1725 nt
Organism: Cyprinodon tularosa
Lineage: Eukaryota; Metazoa; Chordata; Actinopteri; Cyprinodontiformes; Cyprinodontidae
Gene: bri3bp
Product: bri3 binding protein
Exons: 3
Coding region: 139-846 (235 amino acids)
Cellular component (GO): mitochondrion
Source: RefSeq, a predicted model, not a curated record
UGAACGUAAAAGGAGCUAUCAGCCAGUCUCCUGGCCAAGGUGUCCGCUUUCGGCAGCUAGCUGUUGUUUUCACCUUUAGUUUUAAUUGAAAGCUUUUAAUACUAAAUUACACUCAACAACUCUGGACACUGUGUCGCCAUGAAGGGAAGCAGAGUUUUAGUGGUUGUCUUGGUGCUUUCUGUCAGCCUGCUGUGCCCAGCCGUAGCGGGCAGGGGCAGGAGCGGCGGCAGCAACCAGAACAGCUUCAGGCGGGCAGCUAACGGGAUCUACCAGACCCUGAGCAGCGUGUUUGGGGAGGAGAACAUCCGAGCUCUGUACAAGUUUUUCUCCAAAGCAACAGAGCGGUUCGUGCACGGAGUGGACUCUUUCAUGGACACCAUCUGGAAGAUCUGGUCAGAUCUGCUCGAUGUGAUGGGCAUUGAUUCCUCAAACCUCAGCCACUACUUCAGCCUCACUUCUCUAACCAACACCCCAGCGCGUGCCUUGCUCCUGGUCGCUGCCGUGUUAUUGGCCUACUGGUUCCUAUCCAUGUUUCUGGGGGGGUUGUUUUAUUUGCUGCAUGCCAUUUUCGGACGCUUCUUUUGGCUGGCAAGGGUCAUACUCUUCGCCCUGUCCUGCCUCUACAUCCUGCAGAAAUUUGAGGGCGACCCAGAGCGGGCCGUGCUGCCGCUGUGCUUCAUCAUGGCGGUGUACUUCAUGACGGGGCCAGUGGGGGCGUACUGGCGUCGCGGAGGCGGGGCGGGCUCGCUCGAGGAGAAAAUCGACCACUUGGACACUCAGAUCAGGCUGCUCAACAUCAGGCUGAGCCGAGUCAUAGACAGCCUGGAGCACAACGGGGAGCAGUAGAGUUGCAGCUGGAAGGAUUAUUGUCGGAGUUAGACCACAUGUAUUUGUUAAUUUGCUUUCCUGAGCUCACCUUCAGGAAAACAGGCACCAGGUAUUUAUAACUCUACUGGGUUUUAAAGCUUGAGUUGGUUGUGGAGAGAUUAAUGUAGAAUUCCUAGAAGAAAUAAGACACAACCAAAGCAAACAUCUUCUUAGAUUUUGGGUAAAUAUAUAAAAAGGAGGAUUUUUGUAAAUCUAAAGAAGUUAUGUAAGCUAUCUCCGUUCUUCAUCUCAGCAACUUAUAAAAGUUACGUAUUUCUCUUAUUAAAGCACCAAUUGCUUAAUACAUAAACAUAUUUUGAGCUUAUUAAACCUUAGUAGACUUAAACAAUUUUGAAGAUGGUGUAUAUUUGCCCAGAGUGAGAUUGAUUUAUUUAUUUCCUCCAAAUAUUCUUCAUAUUGGCGACCAUUCUUUGGCGAAGGUGAUGUCAGGACCUUUUUUCCUAUUUUUUUUCUUGUUUCCUUUCUUGUGCGUGAGUACAUGGGUCAACGCCUCGGUGCCCUGCUUCGUUGCGUAUGUGGAGGUAGUCGACCAUGAAAAUUUGGGAAACACUGUAACUGAAUUUGCAUUCAGAUGUGGAAACCAUACAGAGAGCCAGCAAUAUCUCAGGGACUCACUCCACACUUAACGAAAUAUGAGUGCUAGUGUAAUAUUUGGUCUCUUCACUGUUCUGUUUGGGUGUUUUUUUUGUUAAGUUUAAUUUAUGCAUGCCGUCCUCAUAAAUUUUCAGCUUUUAUCGUUUUCAUUAUGUGUAAAUUAAGUGAAGGUUCAGAUCGGGAAAUGUUUAAUCAUCUGCACAUCACAGGACCCUGGAUACUUACUCUAAGAUUAGUUUAAUC